Glycine soja is the source of this 1137-nucleotide messenger RNA. RefSeq names its product bidirectional sugar transporter SWEET2-like. The transcript has 5 exons. Bases 191 to 808 code for a protein of 205 amino acids. Gene Ontology annotation, molecular function: sugar transmembrane transporter activity. Gene Ontology annotation, cellular component: membrane. Gene Ontology annotation, biological process: carbohydrate transport. The record is from RefSeq and is a predicted model, not a curated record. NCBI's taxonomy places the organism in Eukaryota, Viridiplantae, Streptophyta, Magnoliopsida, Fabales, Fabaceae.
UGUGCUUUUUGCAAUUAAAACGUUAUGCUCUAUUCCUAGCAACGUAACGUAAAGAGUAAAAUCAUUCGGUUCAAAUUCUAAGAUUACUUUUCAGUCUCACUUAAAAUCCAAUUUCUUCUUCUUCUUCUACAUUCAAAUGAUAAGUGCUAACAAUUUAAUCCCAAAAACAACUGAAAUUUGACACUUAUCAAUGUCCCCCAUACCGAUAUUUAGGAGAAUUAUCAAAAAUGGGUCAACAAAAAUGUUCUCCGGGUUGCCUUAUAUUUAUUCUCUCUUGAACUGCUUGAUCUGCUUGUGGUAUGGCACACCUCUUAUAUCACCUGAUAAUCUCUUGGUGACAACUGUUAAUUCAAUUGGAGCAGCCUUUCAGCUUGUGUACAUCCUCUUCUUGAUGUAUGCUGAGAAAGCAAGAAAGGUGAGAAUGGUUGGAUUACUGCUAACAGUUUUGGGCAUAUUUGUGAUCAUACUUGUUGGGAGCUUGCAAGUUGAUGACAGUACAAUGCGCGGGAUGUUUGUCAGAUUCUUGAGUUGUGCUUCUCUCAUUUCAACGUUUGCCUCUCCAUUGUUUAUAAUUAAAUUGGUGAUUCAGACAAAAAGUGUUGAGUUUAUGCCGUUUUAUCUUUCAAUUUCCACCUUCCUGAUGAGCAUCUCCUUCUUUCUUUAUGGAUUCCUCAGUGAUGAUGCCUUCAUUUAUGUACCGAAUGGGAUAGGAACUGUUUUAGGAAUGAUACAAUUGGUAUUAUAUUUUUAUUACAAAGGUUCAACCAGUGAAGAGUGCAGAGAACCCUUGAUAGUGUCGUAUGAAUGAUCUGUGCUGUGCUGCUGAAUGAUGGCAAAGUGAAGGUAUAACCAAAUACACAAUAUGUGAUCAAGAUUUAUGGACUGAAUCACAUCAGUGUGAGGUGGUUCUCUGAAAUUAGUAAGCGGGCAUUUUUCGUGUAUGAAUUAUUUUCCAUGAGUCGAAUGAGUGAAUUGUAUGGUUUUGAUUAUGAAAUUUUUCCAUUCAAUUCAUGUAAAUGUUUGAAUUGAAACCUUAUUACAGUAUUUUAACUCCAUGUCUGGAAUUGUCUUUUAUCAGCUUUAUAUUAUUACUAUGUAAGAAUGGAUAUUUUUCAUGAAAUGAAAGGAUGAAAUUUG